UGAAAGAAAUAUCUGAGAAAACAAAAUCGUAAUCCAUGGGCACGCUUCACAUUGGAAGCCUCGUUUCUCAAUCUCCGCAACCGCGUCUGGUCGUGGCAGCUUCCUCCGCUUCCUCAUCAACCAAGUUGCUCACUUUUCUCGGCAAAGGUGGCUCCGGCAAAACCACCGCCGCUAUUCUCGCCGCUCAGCACUAUGCGAUGGCUGGAUUGAAUACAUGUUUAGUGAUACACAGCCAAGACACCACUGCUGACUAUCUCCUCAGCUGUAAGAUUGGAACUUCCCAUGUCGUGUGCGGCAAGAACCUUUCUGCUGUUAGGUUGGAAACAACUAAAAUGCUUCUUGAACCUCUAAAACUUCUGAAGCAAGCAGAUGCCCAACUUAAUAUGACUCAAGGCACACUUGGAGGGAUUGUUGGAGAAGAGCUUGGCAUUCUACCUGGGAUGGACCCUAUUUUUUUGGUACUUGCACUUGAGAGGCUUGUAGGAUUUCUGGGGAUUGCAGCUUCAAAGAGUCAGCAAAAUAAAUUUGACCUAAUAAUUUAUGAUGGUAUCAGCAGUGAGGAAACCCUGCGAAUCAUUGGUGGAAGCAGUAAAGCGAGAUUGUACUUGAAACAUCUCCGCACCUUGGCUGAGAAAACUGAACUUGGGAGAUUGGCUGCUCCUUCACUGCUGAGACUUGUGGAUGAAGCCAUGAAAAUCAGUAGCAGCAGAUCUUAUUUCAAUGGGAAAAUGAGCUCAGAAAUAUGGGACAGUUUGGAUCAUAUGCUGGAGAGAGGAUCUUCUGCCUUCUCAAACCCACAGAAAUUUGGUUGCCUCCUUGUGAUGGAUCCAAACAAUCCAACCUCAGUCAAUUCUGCAUUACGAUAUUGGGGGUGUACAAUUCAGGCCAGUGCUCAGAUUUCUGGUGCUUUUGGAAUCACCUCUCUACAAGAAAAUUUAGAAUCAUUGGAAAGAGCAAAGAAAGAAUUUUUUCCUUUGCCUUCUGCUUUCAUAUCAAGUUUGUCAAUGAAUGGCCCGGUAGAUUGGAGCAGAGUUCUACUGGACACAGUCAAUGAAGAUGCUAGGCAUCUUCUUAAUUCACUGUCAGGACAAUGCAAUGAAAUACCAUUGCCAGUUAGAUUUGAUAAUAUAAAAAAAUUGGUUACUCUCUUCAUGCCAGGUUUUGACAAAUCAGAGAUCAAGCUAUACCAAUACAGAGGAGGAUCUGAGCUUUUGGUUGAGGCAGGAGACCAAAGACGUGUCAUUACUUUGCCUCCAGAAAUUCAAGGAAAGGUUGGCGGAGCCAAAUUUGAGGACCGAAAUCUUGUUAUUACGUUGCUAUGACCCUAUUAUUAUUAUUUUACCUUCUAUGCUUGCUGAUAACUAUUGAUGUUUCAGCAGAGGUCAUUCUUCUUACACCUCAUUUUUUGCAUGACUUGCUUUCAUAAAUGAUUAUGGAAAGGAACAAGAAUAGCAUAUUACUGCUAGAUAUACAGCAGCAUCAUAUAUAUUUGGAGAAUGCCUGUUCUGGUUUAUGCUGGUGUAGUAAAUGUCUCUUGUUCUUUCUCUCCUUUGAAAUUUACACAUGAAAUUAUUGGCCUCCAGCUGUCCGAUCAAAAUAAUCUCAGAAUUCGUUGGCUUUCCAUUAGACCUAAGCAUUUGAUGAGAGUAUUGAAUAUUGUUCAGUUGAAUCUUAUAAUAGGGAUAAACAUGAAAAUAGGCAGAGGUAGGAUUAUGUUGGAGUUCAAAGUAACAAUUACAAUAUGAUUCUCUUAUCAUCAUUGUAUAACAUCCAAUAUGUAUAGGCUAUGCAAAAUAAAG
Messenger RNA from Cajanus cajan (pigeon pea), 1799 nucleotides. Its product is annotated as ATPase GET3D, chloroplastic. Lineage: Eukaryota; Viridiplantae; Streptophyta; Magnoliopsida; Fabales; Fabaceae. The record is from RefSeq and is a predicted model, not a curated record.